UGAGCUGAUCUAAAAGACACACACUCAGCAUAAUGUAAGUAGAAAUGAUAGGUUAUCAUUGCUUUGAUAAGGUUUGUUUGAUUUGUGAUGGUGUUAAAUAAUUAUAAUAAGAGUGAUUUUUAUAGAAAUAGACGUGUAAUAACAUCGUUUACAAACUUUCUUUUAAAGUAUUACAAUAUAUUGCAAGAGGGAUGAGUACUUAAGGUUUUUAAUGUGAUGACACUGACUGUAUGUCUGUAUUUCAGGUUUUUAAUGUGAUGACACUGACUGUAUGUAUGUAUUUCAGGUUUUAAUGUGAUGACACUGACUGUAUGUCUGUAUUUCAGGUUUUUAAUGUGAUGACACUGACUGUAUGUCUGUAUUUCAGGUUUUUAAUGUGAUGACACUGACUGUAUGUAUGUAUUUCAGGUUUUAAUGUGAUGACACUGACUGUAUGUCUGUAUUUCAGGUUUUUAAUGUGAUGACACUGACUGUAUGUCUGUAUUUCAGGUUUUUAAUGUGAUGACACUGACUGUAUGUCUGUAUUUCAGGUUUUUAAUGUGAUGACACUGACUGUAUGUCUGUAUUUCAGGUUUUUAAUGUGAUGACACUGACUGUAUGUCUGUAUUUCAGGGUUUAUCUUGCAGGGUUGGUUGGCUUGCUGCUCAUCUUGACUGCUGAAGCUAGAGUUGGGAACUCCUCUGAGUCUAGCUUCUGUACCGAGACCAAGGAAUGUCUGCUCUAUGAUCUGGUUUGCAAGAAUGAUGAUUAUGAGGUGCGCCACUAUGACUCAGUGAAAUGGGUGUCGACAGACGAGGAAGCCUACCUCAUGGACAAGGCAAUAGUCACCUCAUUCAUGAGACUCUUCAAAUACAUCACCGGAUCCAACGAGGCUGGCGUCAACAUUGACAUGACAGUUCCGGUGAUUGUCAAAAUCGAGGAGACGAAGAGGAUGUCGCAGUCAUCUGUUUACACCCUCAGCUUCGUCCUGCCAUCUGCCCAUCAGAUGACUCCUCCCCAACCCACUGAUGACAAGAUAAGGCCCAAUAGACCCCUACACCCUAUGCCCUAUGCACUUGUGGAGAUCUGAGAGGAUUUGAUUGGUUUAAGCAAUAUGGUGAAACUUCCACUUAGCCCAUCAGAGGGUAAGGUGGCGCUAUUACCAUAUUGCUGACUGUCAAAAACGUGUCAACCUGACAAGUGCAUAGGGUGUAGGGUCAAGGGGUCCAUUUGGGAUUGGCCCUAACUCUCUUUAUAACUGAUUUUAACCUGGACGCCUCAGAUCUGUAAAUUCUGUAUAGCCAACUCCUACAUGGUCGUUGUCAUUGCAUGUUCACUCUGUGUCACCAAGUACAGUCAUUCCGCGCAUGUACAGAAUAUGAUUGUCUAUCAGACCUGGGUUCAUGUAGUAUAUCUUUAAAAUACUUUGAUUCAGCUUUUCUAGAGUGCCAGAUGGGUGGGGUUUGCACUUUUGGGACUAUUCCACUAGUGCCAUUGUGCAAGACAAGCUCAUUCGAGCACAGCUAAAGUAUUUGAAAUAACACAAAUACUAUUUGAACCCAUGUCAGGUAUGUCAUCAAUUUUUUUUAAGACUGCUGGCUAAUGAUCUUUAUGCCAUUGUGAUUUCCCUGUGCAGGUGUACUUUACAGACGUGUCAGAUAUGAAAGUGUACGUGAGGAGCUACGGCGGAUGGAUGAUGUCUUUGACAUCCAGCAUAAACUCCAUGCUGCUGAAAAGGCAGCUAGACAAAGUCCAGGCCACCUACAACAAAGACUACCACUACACUGCGGGAUAUGACAGACCAAGCAAGAUUCUGAACAGGCACAACGAGGUGUGGUACAUGGUUGAGGGAGACCCUGUGUGCCCUGAGCCAAUUACCUACCCCUAAACAUCCUCCUUCACUACCUCUGUGUCUGGCAUUACCAUGGUCAGGAGGAGCACUGGGAGGUGCAUGGUGGACUGAGAACAUCUGAGGAAAUUUGGUUUGGGAUUAACAAGGAUAUUAACUAAGAGAUGUGUCUCGGAUCCGGUGGCACUAUAAUCCAAAACCAACAUGCCACACUCUUAGUUGUACAUAGUGUACAGUAUACACACUGUAUGUCUUAGAAUUUGCUCAUGCAUAUUGAGGGUUUGAUUUGUUAGGGAUGUGCCUAGCCGCCCCUAGCUCCAUUGUAAUUCCAACCAUGUACAUGACAUGUUCUAACGAUGUGGAGUGAAUGUAGACAGGGAUGUUUUUGUACUCAAUUGUGUACUGUAUUUGUUUUGACUAAAUAACUGGGUCCGUUUGUCAAAAGGGAAGCUACUUUUCCUAAAUUACAACAUUCAAUAUUGAACAUGAUUUUGAUGUUUAAAAUAUAUAUAGAUUUUUUCAAUAGAAUAUAAAUAAUAAUAAUUUGGUGGGUGCUUAUAUUUGUCCUGUUUCAAAAAACUGGACAAAAUUUCCGCUAAUUUCUUCAACACUCCAUCCAAAGUGGGUUAUGCACAUGCUAC
Messenger RNA from Coregonus clupeaformis (lake whitefish), 2469 nucleotides. Its product is annotated as heme-binding protein 2-like. The transcript is spliced from 5 exons. Gene Ontology annotation, cellular component: cytoplasm. NCBI's taxonomy places the organism in Eukaryota, Metazoa, Chordata, Actinopteri, Salmoniformes, Salmonidae. The record is from RefSeq and is a predicted model, not a curated record. Bases 557 to 1069 code for a protein of 170 amino acids.